Molecule: messenger RNA, 4357 nt
Organism: Lethenteron reissneri (Far Eastern brook lamprey)
Lineage: Eukaryota; Metazoa; Chordata; Hyperoartia; Petromyzontiformes; Petromyzontidae
Cellular component (GO): nucleus; plasma membrane
Molecular function (GO): protein binding
Source: RefSeq, a predicted model, not a curated record
GGUGAGGGUGGUGAGGAUGCACGUGCUGAGUCGGCGUGCCGGUGGCGGCGGUGGCGGCAGGGUGAGGCGCGUCUCCCUGCAGAGCUCCGCGCCACGCAGCACCCCAAGCAGCUUCGUGCUGAGCACGCACGGUCAACUGAAGCUCUCCAUCGAUGUGGAGGAGACGUCGCUCAGCGUCCACGUCAUGGAAGCCAAGGGGCUGGUGGGAAAGGAGUUCCAGACCUGCAACUCAUACGUCAAGUUGGCGCUGGUGCCAGACCUGGAGCGGAAGCAGCGUUGCAGAACGAGGAUGGUGCCCGACUGCAAGGGCCCGGUCUUCCACGAGCACCUCGCCUUCGUUCUGCAGGCAGAAGAUGAAAACAAGAGGCUACUCAUUGGCGUGUGGAGCUUCGAUCGGCAAAGCCGGCACAGCGAGCUGCUGGGAUGCAUGAGCUUUGGCGUCCGUUCGCUGAUGAUGGCGGCCAAGGACGUGAGUGGCUGGUACUACUUGCUGGCCGAAGAGCUGGGCCGCACCAAGCACCUCAAGGUUGCCACGCGGCGCUCCAGGAACCACAGAGACAGGCUCGGGCAAAGUUCAUGGCCGGCAUCAGCGAACGUCUCUUCCUGUGGCCAGCACACGGUGAAGGUCAUGGUUUCGCGCGGAGCUGAGGGUUUUGGAUUCACGAUCCACGGCAAGGAUCCCGUGCGCGUUCAAAGCGUCGACUCAGGGAGCCCGGCCGAGAGUGCGGGCCUGCGGCCGCUGGACGCCAUUUUGGAGCUGAACGGGCGGCCCGUGUCCACGUGGAGCUGCGAGGAGCUCGCCUUCUCCAUCCAUUACUGCCCGCACAACGUGGUGUUGGGGGUGGAGCGGUGCCCUGGCUGGGGGCGGCCGGUCACCACGGACAACGCACUGCAGCCAUCCUCCCAGCAUGCACCUGGCUGCGACAGGACCUCCGGGGUUAGAGGUCGCCGGAGCCGAACGGCGGGAAAGGAGAACGAAGCUCCCGUGGGGAAAAGGGAGCCGGGCAAAGGCGUCAUACCAAAGGAAUACUUCCCGGCCUCAGGGCUGACCAGGGCCGUGGCGUCCACCACACAGCUUCAACGCAGAGCCGGCGCUGCGGAGAGGUCGCGGGAGGGGGCGGCCUCGUGCCCACGCUCUCCAUCCGCGUCAUCGUCGGCGUCGUCGUCAACGGCGGCGUCCUCAUCGUCGUCGUCGUGUUGCUGCUGCUCCAGAUCGGGGUGCUGCGCCUCCAGCGACGCUCGUGGUGGGGGGCCGCCCCCCCACGGUGUGCGUCGCCCACCGCAGGCCGCACGUCCCGUCAUGGAGAUAGGGGUCAAGACGGAUCGCCGCUAUUCCGUCGGAGGUCACGAGCCCGAGAAGAAGGCGCCCGGCGUCUGCGGAGACUCCUUCCCAGACAAGCGGCGGUGCCGGCUCCGACUCGGGGCCCACAUGGCCGAGUGGAAGAAGCCGUCGUCGUCGUCGUCGUCGUCGUCGUCGUCGUCCGACGAUGAUGUUGACGAGAUUGACACGCAACCUCUCGGCCACCGCCAACACCAUCAACGUCAUCGGCAUCAUCAGCGUCAUCGCCUCUCUGUGGACCACGGCCGAGGUUCUGCCGGUGCUGGAAAGGCCACAGAUGCUAAGAUCUCAGAUCUAUCGCUCCUUGCAGCUGAGCUGCAGGCAACAAUUGUGGGUCCUACAAAAAAGGUGAUGAGCUCUAGGAUGGAGGUGGAUCCCAGGGUGGAGGUGGGUGCCAGGGCGGAGGUCAGUCCCAAGAUAGAAGUUGGUCCCAGGAUGGAGGUGGGCUCCAGGACUGAGCUGGGCUCCAUGACGGAGCUGGGCUCCAUGACGGAGCUGGGCUCCAUGACGGAGGUGGGCUCCAGGACGGAGGUGGGCUCCAGGACGGAGGUGGGCUCCAGGGCGGAGGUGGGCUCCAGGGCGGAGGUGGGCUCCAGGGCGGAGGUGGGCUCCAGGGCGGAGGUGGGCUCCAGGGCAGAGGUGGGCUCCAGGGCGGAGGUGGGCUCCAGGGCGGAGGUGGGCUCCAGGGCGGAGGUGGCACUGCAACACGGCCGUGUCUCCAGCGCCACGGCCGCUUGGGACGUCGGGCCCGGCUCGGAGCUCCGUCGUGAGGGCCACCGUAACGAGCACGCAGCCAUCAAGGAGACGUGCAUGCUGGGACACAGGGAGGCCCCGGCAGAGGCCGCGACAGUGACAGUGACGGCGGCGGCGACGACGUGGCGUCGCGCGCGCAGCGAGGACGACCUCCUGGCGGCCACGGCGGCCGGGCGCCGCGGGGGCGCCACCCGGGAGGCGUGGCCUCGCGCCAGAGUGGGCGCCACAGCUGGCGCCGCCUCUACGGACGCGGGGCGAGAGGCGGCCGGGGGGCGGCACUUCCUGUCCAGAGGGAGGGCGUCAAUGGGAGGCGACGACCCGGCCGUCUACGCGCCCUUCCUCAACUUCCAAAAGGAGGCUCUGCUCCAGAACCGGGGCGCCAGUGCAGGGGACGGCGCUGUCAGCCAGGGGCUCGGCGCAGACCUCGCGUGUGAAGCCCCCAAGCACAAGCGGCGAGCCACGGACAUAGCCAGAGAUGUGAAAACUCGGCUGGGCUUUUUGCGUCGGAAACACGACGGGCAGUUAGCAGCGACGCCGACAGCUGGCCACGGGGAGACGUUCCUCGGCAGGCUCACUCGGGCCUCCAGGCCGAGUGCGGAGGAGGUGAUGAGCUGGAGCGAGUCUUUCGACAACGUCCUCUCUCACAAGCAUGGCGUGCGGCUGUUCCACGCCUUCCUGCGCAGCGAGUUCUCGGAGGAGAACCUCGAGUUCUGGCUGGCGUGCCGCGAGCACCAGCGGCUGGGAUCGGCGUCGCGCCGAUCGGCGCACGCCCGCAAGAUCUACGGCGAGUUCGUGGCCACGCAGGCCCCACGCGAGGUGAACCUGGACGCGAUGACGCGAGCAGCCGUGUCGGAGCGCCUGCGGGCAGCGCCGGCGUCGCCGGGCGCCUUCCGCUUGGCGCAGGCGCGGAUCCGCGGCCUCAUGGAGGGCGACUCGUACCCCCGCUUCCUGCGCUCCGCCGCCUACGCCCAGCUGAGCGCCACGGCCGCCCCCCGGCAUCCUCCGCCGGCGCCGACGCCGCCGUCCCGCCGCUGACCGGCUCUCGGCGGCGCCCCGAGCGCGAAUCGGUCGGGAGAUUUCAUUUUCCUCCAAGAUUGGGGUUUAUUUUAUUUAUUGCGUAUUUCCGUGUUGAAGCACGAGGGCGACAAUGUUCGUCGAUGACAUCGACAGGAUAGCACGGCGGCACCGCCGGCGGCCGAGCGGCGCCGCGGUCGCCGCUCGUCGCGAGGGUUUGUGGUUGGUGUGUGUCGGGCCGCCCCCUGGGUCAUGCUGCCACGCGCGGUAAUGGUGACGUAUCGCAGCGCGAUAAUAGUGAUGCAUCGCAGCGCGUUAACGUUGACGCAUCGCAGUGCGCCGUCGGCUCCACGGUGGAUGGCACCGUCCAGAAAUGGGUGAGGCCAUCGCGCGUGGGCAACGUCCCCGUGGUAAAUUUGACGAAUUUACACCGCACAGCGCUCACGUGGGGUGACAGAAGCAGCAUCAGCAGCAGUGGCAUCAGCUGCAUCAGCAGCAGCAGCAGCGUGAGCGUCAGCAUCAGCAGCAGCGUCGCUCACUCCCCGAGAACCCUCCGCAGGCCAUGUCCGUCACACAGCAGCGGCGCCUUCCUGGUGCGAUGAUCGCCAUACACCGUCGCGUCCACGCAUUCCGGAGCGGACACCUCGGGGGUUCCGUCUCGGCUGCGACAGCGGCGAUGAGCGGCCGUUACGGUCGCCCGGCAAAUGAUCAUCCCAGCGGGAUGCUUUGGGGACAGCUUCCGUCCAGCAGCGGAUCGAUCAUCCCUGACGACGAUGACGACAAUGAUGAUGAUGAUGACAAUCAUGACGAUAACGAAGACGACGAUAAUGAUGGUGAUGAUGAAGACGAUGACAAUUACAAACGAUGAUGACGACGACGACGCCACGCGAUCCUGCGAUGUGACACCUGCUCGCCAGCCGAAUUCCGUCGCUCCAUCUCCGCACCGGGCGCCCCUCUUGCACACACUCCCCACCAUCCCCUUGGCUGCCUGGCGGUGGGCGAGAUCAGAGCUGCACGCGGUCUCAUUUCCAACGAGAGUUUUAGCCGAAAGCUUUUAAUAUUUACGUUCUAUAUAUAUAUGUGCAUGGGGCUGUUCAGUCUUUUUAAUUGGAGUUCAUGUAAACGUGCUGACGGUGUAUUAACUGUCCAUCCCACUAAUCGCCUGCAGUGUAAUGACGCGUGCGCAAUCCAAAGAUGUAUACAAAUGCUCACGAGUGUAUUCACGCACGCAUUUAUAUUCGCAGCAAUAAU